Armigeres subalbatus is the source of this 1794-nucleotide messenger RNA. RefSeq lists its product as uncharacterized. The annotation marks the transcript as partial. NCBI's taxonomy places the organism in Eukaryota, Metazoa, Arthropoda, Insecta, Diptera, Culicidae. Gene Ontology annotation, molecular function: aspartic-type endopeptidase activity. The record is from RefSeq and is a predicted model, not a curated record. Gene Ontology annotation, biological process: proteolysis. The transcript is spliced from 2 exons.
GAAGCCUGGGACACGCUAGAAGCACACUACGAUAAAAAGAAGUACACGGUUUUUGCUCUGGUCCGAGAAUUCAUCGAUCAACCAUCAACGUCAACUGUGAGCGGACUGAAGAAGUUAGUAACCACAUCGGAUGACGUGAUACGUCAGCUCAAGGCACUCGGAAACGAAUUCGAAUCAAGAGAUCCGUGGCUUAUUCACUUGCUGCUGGAAAAGGUCGACAAAGAAACACGAUCACUAUGGGCCCAGAAAAUAAUUGAUGUCGAUAAUCCGAUGUUCGCAGAUUUUUUGGAGUUUUUACAAAAGCGCUGCGACGCACUUGAAACGUGCACAGCUUUCACAAAGCGACCAAAUCAAGCAGACAACACAAAAAGGGACUGCGCAAAGGCACAUAUUAGUGAAAAGGUGCAAUCAUUCCAUGCCAAUACGUCAUCGUCAGGGUGCGUCAAAUGCUUGAAGGAUCAUCCGAUCUAUCACUGUGAUCGAUUCAAAGAAAUGGAAGUGGCGGAGCGCAGAGAACUGGCACAAACAGCAAAGCUGUGCUUCAACUGUUUGCGCUCUUCCCACACAGCAAGGAAAUUUCCCUCUAAAUCGGUAUGCCGUUUUGCGGACUGCAAGCAAUGUCACCAUACUCUGUUGUGCACACGAGAAGCAAGGCAAAAGGAAAGGAAAUCGGAACAAGAUCAGUCAAAGCGGGAAAUUGGAGAAGAAUUGGCUACGGCAUCGGUGAAUGUGAACUCAACACAGACUCACGAGGAUGGACGCGAAAUCACACUGCUGCCGACGGUGGUGACACAGGUAGCUGGAAGUGACGGUAAAUUGUACGACGUAAGAGCUCUUGUUGACAGUGGCUCGCAGGUAUCGCUCAUCACAGAGGCGUGCGUAAAGCGCCUAGGUUUGAGGCGUAGCAACGCCACAUUGGAAGUCACUGGAGUAAACGCAGAGGUUGUCGGCAAAACCGCCGGCAAGGUUACACUGGUGAUCACACCACGCUUCGAGAAAGCAAGAAAGCUCGUCACACAAGCCUACGUACUGGGAAAACUAACGGCAACCCUGCCGUGUCAGCGAUUUAAUGUGUCAAAUAUGUCCUAUUUGGAAGGACUGCAACUAGCCGACCCACAAUUCAACAAGCCUGGGUCAAUGGACAUUAUUCUUGGGGCCGACGUGUUUCUGUCCAUCCUACAAUCUGGACAGGUCAAGGAUCACUACGGAAAUCCUGUGGCACAGCGUUCCGUCUUCGGGUGGAUGGUUGCAGGGAAAGUCUCAACAGACGAAUGUGCCCAUUCGUAUCACUCGGUCAUCAAUCUGCAUCAAGAGGAAGGUCGCUUCAUCGUCCGCUUACCAAUGGAUGAUUCGAAGCUCAAACUUGGAGACUCUCUGGUCGCUGCUACCAGACGAUUAAGGUUCAUGGAACGCAGAUUUGACAACGAUAGUGGUUUCAAACAACGAUACGUAUCCUUCAUGCAGGAAUAUCAGGAACUGGGACAUAUGAAGAUUGUUCCACAAGAAGAAAUUGACGUUGACUGCUCCCAGUCAUAUUACUUGCCACAUCACGGAGUUAUUAAAGAGGAGAGCGCCACUACCAAGCUCAGGGUGGUGUUCGAUGGCUCAGCCGUUACCACAAGCGGAACAUCACUGAACGAUGUAUUAUUAGAUGCCCCAAACAUCAAUGCGGAUCUCUUCGAAGUGCUGCUACGAUUCAGAUCGUACCAGGUGGCAUUCAUAGCGGACAUCGAGAAGAUGUACCGCCAAGUUUUAGUUCAUCCUAGCGGCACCGACUACACGCGCAUCGUAUGA